AAACGAUCCUACGGUUCCCACCAAAUAUUAUAGCGAGGAGCCGCUCUGCUCCCGCCGCCGCCGCCGCUGCUGAGAGGAGAUCGAUGGUUCGCUUCCGCCCGGAGGACUGCGUGAUCGACCGCGCGACCGACCGGCACGGGAUCCACGGGGGCGCGAGGCCACUCCUCGCCGGCGGGGUCCAUCUGAUCGGCUUGCGGACCGGACUCUUCCACGACCUCAGCUUGCGCCGCGCCCUCACCGACGAGCACCGCCUCCGAGCUCACCUGGAGUUCCAGCACCGCGUGCUCCACAUCGCCAUCCCCGAGCUCUUCUCCGCAGCAAGAUCACCGACUGAUCGAUUGGGACCAGUCUGACGCACGCAUCGUCGAGCACAUCAUGCUGCGCCACACCAGGCACGAUGGGACCUGCUCUCUCUUGCAGCAGGCCGCCAUUGAUGAUGGCGGCGACGGUGGAAAUAUUGGAAGUGGGACUCCCGUCAACGACGACGGCGGAGCAAGGGGUGGAGUUGAGGCUACCAUUGCCGACGGUGAGGAUGGAGGAAUUAGUGGAAUUAGGGGCGCCAUCGACGACAAUGAUGGAUUAAGGCCCUGUUCGGCCAUCCUCCGCGGAGCGGAGCGCGCGGAGCAGCGUUUAAUCAACUCCGCAGAUUAUAACUGGAUUGCCGCUCCGCUCCGGCACGGAGCCGCGGAGCGGAGGGAAUCCGAACGCGGCUUAAGUAACGGGAUUGGGGCUGACAAAAUCUCGAUAAUGCGGUACUUGCCUGAGAGUACAAUCCGCACAAUCGAGAAUGAUCAGAUGUGUCUUUACUGGCGAUUGUGUGGUGCUCAAAGACAUUUUGCGUACCGGAAACUUCUUUUGAAGCUUGACUUUAUUCAGCCGGAUAGUGAUCGUGAAGAUGUCCUAGAAAAGCUUAAAUCUUUGACCAGAUGGCCAGGGCUGAAAGAUUAUUGCGAGCUCACAAGUUGUUUAAAGAGCCAUAUGCAAUUUUUACAGAAACAUGAGCAGAGUAAAACGAACACAGCUUCCGGUACAUCUGAGUAUGAAAGUGCAGCUUUGGAGAAGAUCAACUCAGAGCUGAGCACAACACUGCAGAAGCAUCUAGAUCGAUAUGACUGGAUGCUGAUGGAGCAGUACUAUGACCGUGUGAAACUAAGGAGGCUGGCAAGAGAAUGUGCCACUCAAGCACAAACAAUUGGGGUUAUUCUUGUUGGCGAGGCUCUACCUAUAAAUCCAGAAGAUAGUGCAUUUCCUUUGAUUAAACGAAUACAAGGAAAAUUCAGGAGUGGUGCUGCUGCUGGUAGGCCGUUGCGGUUGCUCGCUCUCGGUGUGUUUGCGGUGGUUGCAGCAGCAGGAAGCUUGUCAUCAAAUGUGCCUCUGGGGUGA
Molecule: messenger RNA, 1383 nt
Organism: Triticum aestivum (bread wheat)
Lineage: Eukaryota; Viridiplantae; Streptophyta; Magnoliopsida; Poales; Poaceae
Exons: 9
Coding region: 376-1383 (335 amino acids)
Source: RefSeq, a predicted model, not a curated record